AUGGCUAAUUUCAUGUUGGCAAAUGACUUGAUUGAUCCUGGGUUCGCGGGUCCUGCUUAUACUUGGACUAAUAACAAAGAUGCUAGGAGCCGAAUUUUUUCAAGACUGGAUCAUUUUUUGGUAACUUCUCCAAUUCUUGAUGCUUUUCAGGGAUUGAAGGUUAUGCUUCUCACCAUACUUGCUUCAGAUCAUCCCAUCCUGUAUUGUAUAUUGGGAGAAGUGAAGAGGAAUUAUUCUCAUUGGAUAAAGUUUGAAGAUGUAUGGGCUAGCUACCCAAUGGCAUGGCAUUUAGUAUCGGAGAAAUGGAAGGUGGAGGACUUGGGUAGUGAGUCACAUAAACUUCAAAAGAAAUUCCAGAGGAUGUUGAAAGCACUGUUCUUUUGGAGUAAGAACAAACUGAAAAUGCUUAAUCAACUGAAGGAAGAUCCUGAUAGAGAAAUUAAAGCUCUACAAGAAUUGGAAUGUUCUCCUAAUGGGUUGAAUGAUAUUCAACCUGAAACAUUGAGAUACAAGGUACAAUUAUUGAAUAGUACACUUGCUCGUAUUAUGACUUGGUGGAGACAACGAGCUAGGGUGAAGUGGAUUGAGAACGGGGAUGGUAAUACUCACUUCUUCCACUCCAUGGCAUUGGCUAGAAGAAGAGCUAAAUGCAUUGACUCCAUUAAGCAACUCGAUGGCACGGUUGUAACUGAGAAUGGGGAGAUUACAAGGGCUAUUCACAGUUUUUUUGAGAUGAAAUGGCAUGGGAAUGCAGUUGUUGAGAGUGGAUGGCCUUCUUUUGAAGACCAAAGAAGGUGUCUAGAACAGGUUUCUGAAAUUUUGGAGAAUGAGGUAAUGAAGGCUUGCUUGGAAUUCUUUGAGUCUGGUAUUAUGGAUCCACAAUGGAAGGAAACGGUUGUGGUAUUGUUUCCUAAGGUGAAUAAUCCAGAUCAACCUUCAAAGUUCAGAUCUAUUAGCUUGUGUCAAAAAAUCUAUAAGAUUGUGGCUAAUGUCUUGGUUUCUAAAGCGACCAAAGGGUUAUUAGCAUUGAAAGUGGACAUGGAGCAAGCUUAUGAUAAGAUGAGCUGGAGAACUUUGGAGCUUGUUCUGAGGAAUAUGGGGUUCCCUCCUAAGUUCAGUUCAUGGGUGCUGAGUUGUGUGCUGAAUCCUAGGUUCUCUAUUCUAAUUAAUGGGCAACUGUCGGAGGGGAUUUUUGCUGACUAUGGGUUCCGUCAGGGGUUCCCAUUGUCACCAUACCUGUUCAUUCUCUGUUCUGAGUUGCUUUCUGCCUAUUUCCACCAUAACUUCAAGGAGUUGGGUGUUCCAAUUAGUACAUCUAUUCCAAAUGUGAAGAAGGUGACGUCUAUCCUAGAGGACUAUUGCUCGUGGACUGGUCAGAAGGCUAAUAAAAGCAAGUUUGCUAUACUUUUUAGCAAAUCGACCUCCUCUUCUACAAAGUCUCGUCUUGCAAAGAUCACAGUGACUCACUCAUUUGUGCCGAGAUCCAUCUUAAAUGAUAUUGAGAAACUUUGUAAAAGAUUCCUCUGGGAUAUUGAUGAGAACCACAAAAGCAUUCAUUAUGCCUCGUGGAAAAGUCUUUCUAAACCAAGGAGGAUGGGGGGACUUGGGUUUCAUGCAAAUUCUAAAUGGGUUGGACCCUUAAGAUCUCAUAUUACAUGGGAGUAUAUCAGCAAACCUACAAGUUUCUUUCAUAGAUGUAUGAAACAGAAGUAUGGAAACUGGCCAUGGGUUGCUGAUUUCAAGCGUGGUGAUUCGACGGUGUGGAAAAUUCUUUGUGAUGGAGCAAACAGCUUAGCUUGUUGUGUUAGAUGGAAGGUGUGUAAUGGAAGGGACAUUAACAUUCUAAACCAUACUUGGAUCUGGGACAGAUCGAUAGCAUUGUGGCCGACGUACUGUGACAUAGCAGCUUUGGAAGAUCGGACUGUUUCUGAUCUUAUUUCACCGGCCGGAGAUUGGGAUAAACAGAAACUUCUUAUCUGUUUUGGAGAAGACAGAAUUCUGGAGAUGAAAAUUUGGAGUGAGCUGCAUGAAGACGUUCUGGAGCUGAUGAAAAUUCCAAUUGGAUCUACUAUAUCAGCUAUGGUUUAUAACAGCAGCUUUCUGGGAGAAGAUGAUCCAUGUUGUGCAAUCCUGAAGGCUGGAUUGAGGCCAAGGGUGCGUAUGUUCUGGUGGAGGGUGUAUAAAAACAUUGUCCCAACCAAUAGUUGGCUUCUUGCUCGGGGAUUUGAUGUGGAUGUGAAAUGUCCUAUGGGUUGCAAUAUGUGUGAGGAUUUGAACCAUAUUACAACUGAUUGUAAACAACUUAUGGAAAUUUUGGAUAUUCUGGAUAGUUGGGGUUUGUAUACCCCACGGUUUGCUGAUUUUUCUGCUCUGCAGGUGGCGUUGGAAGAGAAUGUCAAGUCCAAAGACAUAGGUAUGAAGUUGUAUUGUCUUACUGUUUAUCAUUGUUGGUUGAAUAGAAAUGCGGUGAAACAUGGAAAGGAGGUCUCUACUCAGGUUUUUAUGGCAGCAAGUAUUUUAGAAAGCCUUAAUCAAGAUGGUCUUUUAUUUCACUUGGAGCAACGGGACACUGUUCAAUCCUUUGGAUUGUGUUUACAUUCUUCUUGGUGUCCCCCCCCUACAAGGUGGUUGAAGAUCAAUGUUGAUGGAGCCUUGCUUAGAUCAAAUGCUGGAGGAAUUGGGAUUGUGAUAAGGGACAGCUAUGGUAAACUAAUUGUUGCGGCUGGGUGGAGUAUAUGUCAUUGGGACAGCACUCAAGUUGAGAUGAUGGCUAUUCAGGGUGUUGGUAAGCUGAUUGCAGAAUGGAUGUAUGAACUGAAUGGGGUCAUUGUGGAAGGGGACAGUGCAAGUGUCAUAGAGCAUAUGCAGAAUUUUCAAUUUAAGGAACUAUGGAAGCUGCAGUUAGAAGAUUGGGAUAAAUGGAAUUAG
Messenger RNA from Dendrobium catenatum, 2928 nucleotides. RefSeq lists its product as uncharacterized. The record is from RefSeq and is a predicted model, not a curated record. NCBI's taxonomy places the organism in Eukaryota, Viridiplantae, Streptophyta, Magnoliopsida, Asparagales, Orchidaceae. Gene Ontology annotation, molecular function: RNA-DNA hybrid ribonuclease activity; nucleic acid binding. Bases 1 to 2928 code for a protein of 975 amino acids. The transcript has 5 exons.